This is a messenger RNA of Lagopus leucura (white-tailed ptarmigan), 4155 nucleotides long. It is a transcript of the gene PALS1, whose product is annotated as protein associated with LIN7 1, MAGUK family member. Bases 289 to 2316 code for a protein of 675 amino acids. Gene Ontology annotation, cellular component: plasma membrane; adherens junction. NCBI's taxonomy places the organism in Eukaryota, Metazoa, Chordata, Aves, Galliformes, Phasianidae. The record is from RefSeq and is a predicted model, not a curated record. Gene Ontology annotation, molecular function: protein binding. Gene Ontology annotation, biological process: establishment or maintenance of epithelial cell apical/basal polarity; generation of neurons; protein localization to plasma membrane. The transcript is spliced from 14 exons.
GCUGCGCAGCUCCACGGGGGCUGCGGCCGGGCGUCUCCGCGGACUCGGUAGGGAGACUCCGCGGGAGGCUGUGACUUCCAGCGGACGACUCGGACGGAGCGUGUUGGUGGCGGCGAUAGCUGCAGCAAGGAAGGAAAAAAGAUUUUCAUCGUGGAUGCUUCUUCAGCUGCCCUGUGAUGGAAGGGAUGUAUUUCUGAAGUUAUAAUGGAUUUUACACAGCAGCAUAACGAAAACUGGCCUAAUAGCAGCAUUUCUAUUUGAAGAGAAUAGGCCUAAUUGCACAUAACCAUGACAACUUCUCAUAUGAACGGACACAUCACAGAAGAUUCUGAUAGUGAAGCAAAAAAUGUGGAUCUUGCAUCUCCUGAGGAACCUCAGAAGCACCGAGAAAUGGCUGUUGAUUGCCCUGGAGAUUUGGGCUCCAGGAUGAUGCCCAUGCGGCGGAGUGCUCAGCUGGAGCGAAUCCGGCAGCAGCAGGAGGACAUAAGGCGCAGAAGGGAGGAAGAGGGAAAGAAACAGGAAUUGGACCUUACUGCUUCCAUGAGGCUUAAGAAAUUAGCACAGAUUCCUCCAAAAACUGGAAUAGACAAUCCAAUAUUCGACACAGAAGAAGGGAUUAUUUUGGAGAGUCCUCAUUAUACUGUGAAGACACUAGAAGUGGAAGAGCUAUUAACUUCCCUAAAACAUAUCCAGCAUGUUUUGGUAGACCCUCAGAGCCAAGAGGAUAUCUCUCUCAUCUUACAGCUUGUUCAAAAUACUGAUUUUCAGAAUGCAUUUAAGAUACACAAUGCUGUUACAGUGUACAUGAACAAAGCCAGUCCUCCAUAUCCUCUCAUCUCCAAUGCACAAGAACUAGCACAAGAGGUUCAGAGUGUUUUAAAACCCAGUCACCACAAGGAUGGGCAGGAACUUAAUGCCUUGCUGAAUGCCCCUCACAUGCAGGCACUUCUACUAGCUCAUGAUAAGGUUGCAGAACAAGAAAUGCAACCCGAGCCUGUUGCAGAUGAAAAAAUUUAUGAAAAUGUUGGCACGUAUGGAGGGGAGACGGUUAAAAUAGUUCGCAUUGAGAAAGCUCGAGACAUUCCCUUGGGUGCUACUGUUCGUAAUGAAAUGGAUUCUGUCAUCAUUAGUCGAAUAGUCAAAGGAGGUGCUGCAGAGAAGAGUGGGCUGUUACAUGAAGGGGAUGAAGUUCUGGAGAUCAAUGGCAUUGAGAUUCGUGGCAAAGAUGUUAAUGAAGUUUUUGAUUUACUGGCUGACAUGCAUGGCACUCUGACCUUUGUAUUGAUUCCCAGUCAGCAGAGCAAGCCACCUCCUGCUAAGGAGACAGUUAUACAUGUGAAAGCACAUUUUGACUAUGAUCCUUCUGAUGACCCUUAUGUCCCCUGCCGAGAGUUAGGCCUGUCUUUUCAAAAAGGAGAUAUACUCCAUGUUAUCAGCCAAGAAGACCCAAACUGGUGGCAGGCUUACAGAGAUGGAGAUGAAGAUAACCAACCACUGGCAGGCCUUAUUCCUGGAAAAAGUUUUCAGCAACAAAGAGAAGCAAUGAAGCAAACUAUAGAAGAAGACAAGGAGCCGGAGAAAUCAGGAAAACUCUGGUGUGCGAAGAAGAACAAAAAGAAACGGAAGAAGGUUUUAUACAAUGCAAAUAAAAAUGAUGAUUAUGAUAAUGAAGAAAUAUUAACUUAUGAGGAAAUGUCACUGUAUCAUCAACCAGCAAACAGAAAACGACCUAUUGUUCUCAUUGGCCCACAGAACUGUGGCCAAAAUGAAUUGCGGCAGAGACUUAUGAAUAACGAAGUGGAUCGCUUUGCCUCUGCUGUUCCCCAUACAACUCGGAGCAGGCGGGAAACUGAAGUAGCUGGCAGGGAUUACCAUUUUGUUUCCCGACAAGCAUUUGAGAAUGACAUAGCUGCAGGGAAGUUUAUUGAAUAUGGAGAAUUUGAAAAGAAUCUUUAUGGUACUAGUAUAGACUCCGUGCGGCAAGUGAUCAAUUCUGGCAAGAUAUGCCUUUUAAAUCUUCACACUCAGUCACUGAAGACACUACGAAAUUCUGACUUGAAGCCAUAUAUUAUAUUUGUCGCGCCACCUUCGCAAGAGAGAUUACGUGCUUUGUUGGCCAAAGAAGGGAAAAAUCCAAAGCCAGAAGAGUUGAGAGAAAUCAUAGAGAAGACAAGGGAGAUGGAACAGAACAAUGGUCACUACUUUGAUACAGCAAUUGUGAAUUCUGAUCUUGAUAAGGCUUAUCAAGAGUUACUUCGGUUAAUAAACAAACUUGACACAGAACCCCAGUGGGUACCCUCUACCUGGCUACGAUGAAAGAGAAUAAUUCCAGGGGACAAAUGGGCUUCAGUUGAGUAAUCAUUCUAAGAUCACGUGUAGGUCUGCCCAGUUAGUGAGUAAUAAGUGUCUGAGCCCUGGACCUCAUUGGCUGCAUCCUUUAUAAGUGAAAUCAGGUAUUAUUGGAAAAAAAAAAAAAAAAAAAAAAAAAACAACAACAACAAAAAAAAAACAUUAAAAAAAACAGCUUGAGAGCUGAUUUAACUGUUCUAGAGGUUGUCCAAAUUUUCUUUUUCUAUGGUCUAGAAAUGGAGACCUUGUCCAUACUAAAUUCUAAAGCUUUAGAUUUUUCUAGCAACAACUUUUAUACAUAAAUUCUCUUUUUCUACCUAGUCACCCUUAGGAAAGCAAAGAUUUUAAGUGUGUGUAUUUGUAUAUACAGUCCACAUUGUCACAUAGUUAUAAAUAUGAAUGUUAUUUAACGCUUAACUUAAUGACUUCAUGGGACAUAGCGGUAGUUCAGGAGUGUAAUUCUACAGAUCGUUGGGCAGAGAAAUAAUCUACGUGUGAAAGAGGUGAUUAAUGAGAAAUCUGUCCUUUUCAAAAAAUUGAAGAACAAAGAUGCUACUCUGGUCUGGAGCUACCUGGUGAGGCUUGAUUUUAUAUUCUAAUUCUAAAAAACAUUCCACUUUCUAAUAGCACUGUAAUUGGAAAAUGUGUAUAAUGUAAAUAUUUCAAUCCUUGUGUCGUCUUAGGCAGGCUUUUUAAUUCUGGGUUGACUGCACAUUAAUUUUAGGUUCAAUUAAAGAUGAAUUAUAUUGAUCUUUUAGAUGUGAUAUUUUUAUGGAAUUUUCCUUGAAACAUCGGCUGAUUGGAGCCGCUGUUUUCUGCAGAUCUGUAGGGAUAUUUAGGAAGGCAGAGAUUAUAUUUUUAUGAAAAACAUGUAGUUAUAAAACAUUGCUUGGAAGUCAGCUGAAGUUCUCAUGUUUUAUAACAGAAUACUGGCUAAAAUAGGCUGAUGUGCUGAACAUUGGAAGAUAAGUGGGUUUUGUAAUCUCUGUGAAUGGCUCGUUUUGUGGCUGUUGCUCUAACAGAUAACUAACUGGAAUUAAAACAGCUGAAGGUAGCUAUUGUGUUAUAAACAAGUAUUGUAAUUCACUAGCCAAUAUAUUGUCCUGCAUUUGCUCACUACUGCAGUAAAAAAUGGGUGAAACACUGGUGACCGACUGAGAAGUCGCAACAAGGUGGAACUUAGUAAAACAAAUAACUUGAAAUGAGUGAAUAGAAGGCAAAGUCUGUAUCCUAGUGUGUGUUCUGCGAAACAGAUCAGAUCACCUCUACAUCUUCAAAUCUGAGCUAUGACAUUAGUAAACUACAACAGCUGUGUCUGCAGUGGGGGGAAUUCUAUUGCUAAAGCUAACUGAAGAUUACUAUCUGGGCUGUUUGAGUUUAGGGUAGCACAGCCCUUGAAUGUGAAUAUCUCUUAAUGUUAGCCGUGGUGUUCAUUACUUCCUACAGGUAAAACACAAGUUAUGUCGGUUUGUUGUUCACUCCUGUCUAAUGCAGAAGGAUUUAACAAGUAGUUGAUUUUUUUUCCAUGCUGUCUUGCAUAUAUUCAAGUUCUAAUGGAACAAACUCAUACCUGUAGCUGAACAGAGACCUCCAAGUGUAUGGGGAAUAUAAAGAAAUUAUAAAAUAACAUUUCUAGUUAGUGAACUAACAUUUUGGAUUGAAAAAUUAGAGUGUGCUCCUGUCCUGCCUGCUACAAAGCAAAAUUAUUUGCUGGUUUAAUAUUUAGGGCUGAGAAGCAAUUAAAGGGGUAAGUAGUGACCCUUCAGGAAAAAAAAGAAAGCUGGGGGGGAGGGGGUGGGUGAGAGG